AUGUCUCUCCCAGCUAACCCCAGCACCGGCACGUCGCAGACGCAUCUGGCAACCGGGAAUCAGUCGCCUCAGAUUGGGAAUGAUAAAAUAAUACAAUCAAGAGAAACCGGCAAUGUGGUGCCCCAGCGCGUGCGGCCAGAUCAGGCCGAGACAAAACCAAAGCCAUAUGCACACUUCGUCGCGGGAGGCCUCGGUGGUAUGACUUCUGCGACGCUCACAUCGCCUCUUGAUGUCCUGAAAACCCGUCUACAAUCCGACUUCUACCAAGCACAACUACAAGCCCUUCGUGCCUCUCACCCCGUACCGCCAUCCUCAUCGAUUAUCUCUCUCCCUCGUCUAGCGAUCCUGCAUUUCAGCGAGACAUUCCAGAUCCUCCGCUCAAUACAUGUCCAUGAAGGGUGGCGCGCUCUGUUCAAGGGCUUGGGCCCGAAUCUGAUCGGUGUCGUCCCGGCCCGUGCGAUCAACUUCGCUGUAUAUGGAAACGGAAAGCGUAUUAUAAGCGACUAUUAUGACUACCAGGAUACGAAGGAGACGCCCGUUGGGGUGCAUUUAACAGCGGCCGCAGUGGCGGGGAUUGCCACCGGCACUGCAACCAACCCGAUCUGGCUCAUCAAGACGCGACUACAACUCGACAAGUCAAAUUUAGAAGCUGGAAAGGGACGACAAUAUAAGAACAGCUGGGAUUGCAUCAAGCAGACGGUUCACCACGAGGGUAUCCGGGGUCUGUACAAGGGUCUUUCCGCAUCAUACCUGGGCGUGACGGAAUCGACAUUACAAUGGGUUAUGUACGAACAAAUGAAGAUGUUCCUCGGACGCAGGGAAGAGGUGAAACUGGCUGAUCCAAAGCAUGAGUACGGAUACUGGGAUACCGCGGAGUUAUGGGGUGGCCGGAUCGCUUCUGCUGGUAUGGCGAAGUUGGUCGCUGCGGCGCUCACAUACCCGCAUGAGGUUGUUCGGACAAGACUGAGGCAGGCCCCUACCGUGUCGACUGCAGAGGGUAAGGCUGAGAUGAAGUAUACCGGGCUCGUGCAGUGCUUCAAGACGGUAUGGAAGGAGGAGGGCAUGGUUGGAUUGUAUGGUGGUUUGACGCCGCAUUUGCUUCGUGUGGUUCCGUCUGCUGCCAUCAUGUUUGGAAUGUAA
Aspergillus ruber CBS 135680 is the source of this 1140-nucleotide messenger RNA. RefSeq names its product putative mitochondrial carrier protein (Rim2). Bases 1 to 1140 code for a protein of 379 amino acids. Gene Ontology annotation, biological process: pyrimidine nucleotide import into mitochondrion. The record is from RefSeq and is a predicted model, not a curated record. Gene Ontology annotation, cellular component: mitochondrion. Lineage: Eukaryota; Fungi; Ascomycota; Eurotiomycetes; Eurotiales; Aspergillaceae. Gene Ontology annotation, molecular function: pyrimidine nucleotide transmembrane transporter activity. The transcript has 2 exons.